AGCAUUAGACUGAGAGAGACGGCAGCAUCAUGGAACCCUGUGUUUUCCCAUCACCCCCUCCGAACUCAUCAGAGCACCUCACAUACAACAGCUUCAUGCAGGAAAACGAGUCCAGCACCAGCGGGAACUACACAGACAACUUCACCAGAACCAGCACCGUGGUCAUCACCUGCAUGUACUUCCUGGUUUGUGCAGUGGGUCUUUGCGGAAAUGCCCUCGUCAUCUACGUCAUCCUGCGCUAUGCCAAGAUGAAGACGGUCACUAAUAUCUACAUCCUCAACCUGGCGGUGGCAGACGUUCUCUUUAUGCUUGGCCUGCCGUUCAUCGCCAUCCAGCUGGCAAUGGUCCACUGGCCUUUUGGGCUCGUGCUCUGCAGGGUCGUGAUGACGGUGGACUCUCUGAACCAGUUCACUUCCAUCUUCUGCCUGAUGGUAAUGAGCAUUGACCGCUACCUGGCAGUGGUGCAUCCUAUUAAGUCCACAAAGUGGAGAAAGCCUUGCAUUGCCAAGACUAUCAAUCUAGCGGUGUGGGGGGUGUCUCUGCUGGUUAAUCUGCCCAUUGUUAUCUACAGUGGUGUGAUCACAAAGCCCAACGGCUGCUUCUGCACCAUUGUGUGGCCUGAGCCUCAAGAAGCCUACUACACAGCCUUCAUGUUCUACACCUUCAUUCUGGGCUUCUUCCUGCCCCUCAUGGUCAUCUGCCUGUGUUACCUGUUCAUCAUUAUCAAGGUGAAGUCAUCAGGCAUCCGCGUGGGCUCCUCCAAGAGGAAACGCUCAGAAAGGAAGGUCACCAGGAUGGUGUCCAUCGUGGUGGCAGUGUUUGUUUUCUGCUGGCUGCCUUUCUACGUCUUCAACGUGACCUCAGUGACGGGCACCAUCAGCACUACUCCCAUCCUGAGGAGCACCUUCGCCUUUGUGGUGGUUCUGGGGUACGCAAACAGCUGCGCAAACCCCAUCCUUUACGCCUUCCUCUCGGAGAACUUCAAGAAGAGUUUCCAGAACGUUCUGUGCCUUAAGAAGGUAGGAGGGCUAGAUGAGGUGGAGCGCAGUGACAGCCGGCAGGACAAGUCUCGCAUGAUGAAUGACCCCACGGAGACCCAGAGUACUUUGCUAAAUGGUGACCUGCAGACCAGCAUCUAAGGUCUUACAAACACACAAGAAGCUU
This is a messenger RNA of Nematolebias whitei (Rio pearlfish), 1164 nucleotides long. Its product is annotated as somatostatin receptor type 2-like. Gene Ontology annotation, molecular function: somatostatin receptor activity; neuropeptide binding. The coding region runs from base 30 to 1139 and encodes 369 amino acids. The transcript has a single exon. Gene Ontology annotation, cellular component: neuron projection; membrane. Gene Ontology annotation, biological process: neuropeptide signaling pathway; cellular response to glucocorticoid stimulus; cellular response to estradiol stimulus. NCBI's taxonomy places the organism in Eukaryota, Metazoa, Chordata, Actinopteri, Cyprinodontiformes, Rivulidae. The record is from RefSeq and is a predicted model, not a curated record.